This is a messenger RNA of Maniola jurtina (meadow brown), 1129 nucleotides long. RefSeq lists its product as uncharacterized. Gene Ontology annotation, cellular component: lysosomal membrane. The record is from RefSeq and is a predicted model, not a curated record. The coding region runs from base 102 to 671 and encodes 189 amino acids. The transcript is spliced from 5 exons. NCBI's taxonomy places the organism in Eukaryota, Metazoa, Arthropoda, Insecta, Lepidoptera, Nymphalidae.
GUAGAUACGUAGUUCAUGGUUGAAUAUUGAUUGAUUUAUUAUUAUUUAGACUUGAAAUUCUAAAUAAUUCCAGAACUGUUUGUUAAAUUAAUGCCUUAAAAAUGUAUCUUAAAUACAUUGCAUUGGCUUUUGUAUUAACGUGUACGACUUGGGUUUCGGGUGCAUCAUAUGAAGACAAAAGAUGUAAGUGUGUGUGUCCAAGUAUAGCAGCUGUCCUCAACAACACAGAAGGCUCAGAGUUGGACAGGAAGUUGUACAUUGGCAAUGUUCCACCAAACAAAUGCAAUUGUGUUGGAGUGAUUUUGCCCCGUGUUGGCGAUAUUAUUAAAGGAAGGGACCAAGAAUUCUGCCCACGCUGUGAAUGCAAAUAUGAGAAUAGAAAUACCACAAUUAUAAAGGUUGUGGUUAUCAUAGUGAUAUGGGUGAUAAUGCUACUUGUGGCAUAUAUGGGAUUCCUAAUCUGUCUUGACCCACUAAUUAACAAAAGAGCAAAAGCCUCAUACCAAGAGCACACUAAUGAAGAUGACGAAAGCACCCUUAGUGGACCAUCACAAGCAAUGGGAUCUCGUGGCAAUGUGUUGAAUCGUGUUACUCACCAGCAGGACAAAUGGAAGAGGCAAGUGAGGGAACAACGCCGGAACAUAUACGACAGGCAUACUAUGCUAAACUAGAGUGCAGUUGACCAUGCUUAUUGCCGAUCGAUUUUACAGUUGUAUAUAUUAUUUUUUUGUAAAUCAUGAAACUAUCAUUAACUUGGCCUCUUAAAGGCAGUUUAUAUGGCAAUUUGAGGCUGAAGACAAAGCGUGGCUGCAUCUUACUUUUACAUAGAUAUGGUGGUACCUGCAAGACAUCCUAUGCCAAUAAUAUAUAAUAAUAAUAAAAUAUCAUAAUAAUAUAGCUCUAUAAGAUAUAUCAAGUCUCCUCGCCAGUCUUCGUCCGUGUCACUUCUGUACUGGACUAUGUGCCUAUUUGGUUUCUGAUUGCGCUAACACAAUAUCCUAUAAUUUUGGUAGGGAUUAGGGUUAGGGCAUAAGCAAUGUUUAUAGUAGUUGGAAUAAGUAUUGCAUAAUAGCUAGAUGGAAUUAUACAAUAAUAAUUACCAUCUUUGAUGGAGAAAAUAUUUGUUUAU